Molecule: messenger RNA, 4089 nt
Organism: Xiphias gladius (swordfish)
Lineage: Eukaryota; Metazoa; Chordata; Actinopteri; Istiophoriformes; Xiphiidae
Gene: gpr158a
Product: G protein-coupled receptor 158a
Exons: 12
Coding region: 1-4089 (1362 amino acids)
Biological process (GO): G protein-coupled receptor signaling pathway
Cellular component (GO): membrane
Molecular function (GO): G protein-coupled receptor activity
Source: RefSeq, a predicted model, not a curated record
AUGGCUGUUUUCCGGCUGUCGUUGUUGCUGCAAGUGGGGUUUGUGAUCGGUUCGAACCAUAAAUACGCGGAGUGGUCCGCGCAUGGGGAAGACAUCGGGGCACAGGGGGCGACUCGCGGCGCUCAGACGCACCGUCGGCAGCUGGCGCAUCUCCGUGCGCCUCAUCCUCCUCCCGCGGAGACGGCGGAGCUGGCGCAGAAAAUAGAGGAGCAUCUCCCCCGGGUGGUCACGGCUUUUCUACACACGGGGGACUCGGCCACCUUAAAGCACGCCAACUGCUCGCGGAGGUACGAGCUCACCUCUCUGCGGGGAAGGUCACACGCGACCCCGCAUUACUCCAUGAGCGGCGUGCUGGAUACGGUGCUGCACGCCACAAACUUCCUCAACAUGAUACUGCAAGCCAACAGGUCCAGGGAGCAGAGUCUCCGGCGAGACAUCGAGUGGUACCAUGCCUUAGUCAGGAGUAUACUGGAGGGGGACGCCAAGAUUCACCGGGCGGUUGUCACUUUCAUCGCGGAUCCAUCCGUGGCGGGGCCCUCGGUGCUUCUGCAAGCCACCAGGGCCGGUGGAGAGAUAGUCCUCCAAGACCUCUCCGGCAUGGCCCAGCGCUAUCUGCACAACCGCACGGCGGACACAGAGUGGUACCACGAAGUUAAAGACAGGAAGAAGCCGAGUUUCCAAAAGAGGGUGCUGAGCCAAGAUUUUGCAUCAGUUGACAAUUCUUUAAAAAGAGGAGAGAGUUUCAUCCCAGACAGGACACACGUCAAAUGGUCCGCGCCCUACCUGGAGUGUGAAAAUGGGAAUUUUGUUCCCCGGUGGCUUUUGACCUUAUCGGCUGCUUUCUAUGGCCUGAAGCCCAACCUGGCUCCUGACUUCAGGGGCGUGGUGCGAGUGGACAUUAAUCUGCAGGAUGUUGAUAUCGACCAGUGCUCCACUGAUGGCUGGUUUGCCGGAACCCAUCGAUGCAACCUGACCACUAUGGAGUGUUUGCCAAUCCAUGGCCAUGGAUUUGUCCUAGACAAGUACAAGUGCCGGUGCAAGAAAGGAUUCUACCACCCCAACAGAGUGGCUGUCAGUGGCUUUACACGGAUGGGGAGGAAGGGAAAAGCUGCAGACAGCGGCCCCAACGCAGACGAGGGGUCCUCCAGCGACUGCCUGCCGUGCCAGCAGGGCUGCGCCUACUGUAAGGACGACACCCCCUGCGUGGCACGAGAGGACGGCGCUCUUCGCAUGGCCGUGCUCUCCUUCCAGUGCCUCUGCAUGCUCGUUGUCUUCAUUAGCAUGGUGCUCAUCUACCAUUUUCGGAGGAAUAAGAGUAUCCGAGCAUCGGGUCUAGUCCUACUGGAGGCCAUCCUGUGUGGAGCUGUGCUUCUCUACUUUCCGGUUGGGAUUCUUUAUUUCCAGCCGAGUGUUUUCCGAUGCAUCCUACUGCGAUGGGUCCGACUGCUGGGUUUUGCUACCGUCUAUGGGACACUGACUCUUAAGCUGUACAGGGUGCUGAAGGUGUUCCUCUCCAGGACAGCCCAGAGGAUCCCCUAUAUGACCAGCUGGCGAGUGCUGCGCCUGCUUGGGAUCAUCCUGCUUAUCGUCUGCUGGUUCCUGGUGGCUUGGACAUCCGCAGUCUGCCAGAACCCGGACAGGAAGUCAGCUCUCAUCGACGUGGGCUACACGCCCGAGGGGCUGCAGUUCAGCAUGUGCCUGCUGGAUCGCUGGGACUACAUGAUGGCUGUCGCUGAGUUCCUCUUCCUGCUGUGGGCAGUGUACCUGUGUUACGCUGUGAGGACUGUGCCGUCGGCGUUCCACGAGCCUCGCUACAUGGCCAUCGCUGUUCACAACGAGCUCGUCCUGUCGGCGAUAUUCUACGUCAUCAGGUUCACUCUUGCUCCUGAGUUCCAUCCAGACUGGAUGCUUCUAUUGUUCUUCACCCACACCCACUUAACUGUAACAGUUACACUGGGUCUACUACUCAUUCCUAAGUUCCUGUUUGCUGGAACCCACAUGAGAGAUGAUAUAGCCUCUGAGGCCUAUGAGGACGAGCUGGACAUGGGUCGGUCUGGGUCGUACCUAAACAGCAGCAUAACCUCUGCAUGGAGCGAACACAGCCUGGACCCUGAGGACAUUCGGACACCAGACGAAAUGGGCCAUCUCAGUUCUAUUAAUGGCUGUGGCGUAAGGUCUUGUGACAGCCUUUGGGAAAAACGUACCAACGAGGAGCUGAAGAAACUUUACUCCCAGUUGGAGAUUUACAAGAGGAAGAAGAUGCUGGCAAACAACCCUCAUCUCCAGAAGAAGCGGAGCUCCAAGAAAGGGCUGGGUCGCUCACUAAUGAGGCGCAUCACUGAAAUUCCUGAAUCUGUGCACCGGCAAUGCAGCCGUGAUGACAAGGAGGCUGGGGAACAUGGGAGCAAUCGUAACAGCAUUUGUAUGUUGAAAAAGAGCCCUUUUGAUCCGCCUCACCUAGGAAAACCAGCAAAGGACGAGAUGCUAAAGAACAAGGUUUUCUCCCUGAAGAAGUCUCACAGUAGCUACGACCACGUCCGUGACCAGAGUGAAGACUCCAACAGCACGGCAACAGACAAGAUGGAGGUGACCACAGCUGAAGGCUCCAUCCUGGAUACGCUUAUAGGCAAGAAGCUAGUCAAGAAGAAAUCUAGUGAGAAUAUAAAUGCCCCCAGUGAAUCUACGGAAUCAGUUCCUUUGGUCUGCAAGUCAGCCAGUGCCCAUAACCUCACUGCAGACAAGAAACCAAUUCAUCCCAAAGCCUCCAUGCUGCAGAAGUCGCUCAGUGUCAUCGCCAGUGCCAAAGAGAAGACGUUGGGCUUCACAGGAAAGACCCAGUGUGCAGAGGACAGCAAUAAGAAGAGUCAGCCAAAGAGCAAAGACACAAGGGCCAGUGCAGAGCCAGAAAAUGAAUGCCAACCGAAGAUGAUUGUUAGCCAGUCGGUUGAGUACAAACAAAGUACGGGAAAAGGUAGGAUCACUAAACAGUCGGUGAGUGGCAGCCAGCCUACAAUCUGUUCCGAUCCAGUCAAGGGAAAGGACCUCUAUGAUCUCUCAGAAGUGUGCCCUUGGGAAGUAGAAGAUCUCCCAACUCCGUCUGAAAACAAGGUCCAAAAGCACGUAUCUAUAGCGCCAAAGGAAACCACAACGGUUCACGGAGGAACAACCAAGGGAGGCAAAUCUCAGCAGCAGAAGCAGAGAGGCUCUGAUCAAUCUCCAUCGAGUGGCAGGAACUCAAAGGAGAUUCAGAGGACAACUGCUGUUCGAGCAGAGGUAUGUCCCUGGGAGGAUGGAGGUGAGAGUAAUACUAUUGAAGUGGAGGGGUCAAAGCAACAAAUAUCCAGUCAGGCUAGCCAACUUGCUAAAACACAGCAGCCUCAUUCUGCGGUCGAAAGCUCCAAAACACAUCGGGCAGACGUUUGUCCAUGGGACUUUGAAGAGGCUCAAAAGACAACAGAGUUACCUCACUCACCAGAUAUGACAAAGCAGAGAAAAGGCACCUCUCCCAUGGAUGGGAGAGGGAGAAGUACCCUUUUGGAUCCAUCCAAAAUAGGAGGCUCACUCCAGCCACCGACUUCAAAAGCUGAUGUAUGUCCAUGGGACUAUGACAGUACUGCAGUAUCUCCGAAUUCUGAGAGAACACCUAGUCCCUCUCGAUUUUCCAAAACCAAGGAAUCCCCUUCAAAAAAGAAGGGUACCCCUUCAACAAGAACACUUGAAAAAGAGAAAUCAAAAGACAGUGAUGAUGAGAAAAGUAGAACAAAAGCUAAGGACAAGAGUAAAUCUUCAGAGAAACACGUGAGCCAGCAAAAAGUGGCUGAGGUAUGCCCGUGGGAUGUAGAGAGUCAUCAGGAGGUGCCGUUGGUAGAAAAAAGGAAAAGCGCAAAUGUUGGAGCAGCCAAAGGAAAACAGGCUGAAGUCUGUCCAUGGGAUUUUGAGGAUACGUCAGAUAAAAAAGUUACAGACAAAAGUGCUUCUGUUGUGAAACAGAGCAAUCCAAAUCCUAAAGGCGGAGUUCUAAGUGCUGCUAAAAAGGCAGAUGUUUGUCCCUGGGACUUUGAGGAUAGCACAUCAAGUAAGAAGGCAUGA